AUGCAUGCGAGGGUGCAUGCACGCGUUUGGCUGGGGUUCCGGUACAGCGUAGAGCGGAGGAGAAGCCGGCAAAUCAGGGGACGAUUGCUUCACGUAAUAACGGCUUCAAAAGUCAACCAACCGCAGAUUGAUGGGGAAAAGAAGACUGGAUCAGGGAACGAGCCACAAGACAUGGAUCAAGAUCAAGGACACCAUGGCUCCAGUUUGGGUUUGUUGGCCAACAAUAUAAAAAAAAUUAUGAAUGAUAUUGAGUCCAUGUCAAACACACUCAAAGGUCUGGACGCUAGUGCACACACUAUUGAAGAGCGUCUCAAAAGAUAUGGUCUACUGCCAAAGCCAGAGCUAGAGCCAGAGCCAGAAGUUGAAAUAGGCCCAAAUGAAGUUAAAAGAGGCCCAAAGGAUCGUCUACCAUCUUUCCCUGAGAAGUUUGAUAAUCAAUCUACAAGAAUCAAUGACCACCAUUAUGCCACCAGGGGUCAGUUGAUUGAAGUCCACCACCUUCAUGUUUUCGUAUGCCAACACUGUCAAAUGUUUCAACCACUUCAUCUACAUCAUGCUUCUGCCUCCGUCUCUAUUGGAAGUCGUCCGGGUGUAGUGAACAAAGACGCAAGCAAUUGGAAGAUUCAGAUAAAUAAAAUACAACAAUUACAGGAUCUGAGCAGUGGCAUAAUUGAGAUGCUUGAAAAAGGGACGCAUGUGAUCAGAUUUCAUCUUAAUGUUUGUUAA
Molecule: messenger RNA, 726 nt
Organism: Lactuca virosa
Lineage: Eukaryota; Viridiplantae; Streptophyta; Magnoliopsida; Asterales; Asteraceae
Source: the annotation of a GenBank genome assembly